This is a messenger RNA of Protobothrops mucrosquamatus (brown spotted pit viper), 2588 nucleotides long. RefSeq names its product solute carrier family 26 member 11 (gene SLC26A11). Gene Ontology annotation, molecular function: sulfate transmembrane transporter activity. Gene Ontology annotation, cellular component: membrane. Gene Ontology annotation, biological process: transmembrane transport. The transcript has 17 exons. The record is from RefSeq and is a predicted model, not a curated record. The coding region runs from base 369 to 2135 and encodes 588 amino acids. NCBI's taxonomy places the organism in Eukaryota, Metazoa, Chordata, Lepidosauria, Squamata, Viperidae.
GUGAGCCGAGAGGAGUGGGGAGUCGACCGCUUGGAAUCUGGGGUUAAUUUGGAUUUAGUUUGCCGGUCGAUGCGCCUGAAUUGAGGAAUUAGAGCCAUGCAAACGCCCUCCGGAAGGGGCCGCUCAGUAUCUUUAUAGAGUUGAUCGGAUGGUGUCUGGUAAUAUUCCACAAUCAUCUUUCGUCGCGAUAUAGGACCUACUAAUGAAUACCUUUGAACUUAUACUGCCAGUUUGUGAUCAACUCCAGCAAAACCAUUUGCUAUGACAGCUGUGUUUGCCUGCCUCUGUGACCUUGCCUGAUAGUGCUUUGAUGAUGGUUGAGAUGGUGGAUCCCAAGUGAAUCAGUCCGAACCACACAGAGUCCAGCCAUGUCAGAAGGAAGCCGGGAGAGUUGGAAGCAAUGUUGCAGAGCAACUGCAAAGAGAUUGCCGGUGCUAACUUGGCUUCCCAAGUAUUCUCUGCAGUGGCUACAGCUGGAUUUUAUGGCCGGGCUGACUGUGGGGAUGACUGUGGUGCCACAAGCUCUUGCUUAUGCUGUGGUGGCUGGUCUCCCCAUGGAGUAUGGUCUGUAUUCUUCCUUCAUGGGUUGUUUCAUCUACUGCCUUUUGGGGACCUCCAAAGAUGUAACGCUUGGGCCAACAGCCAUCAUGUCCCUGUUGGUGUCUUCCUACGCAUUCCAUGAGCCUGCCUUGGCCGUUCUCCUCGCCUUUCUUUCAGGUUGCAUCCAGUUAGCUAUGGGGCUCCUCCAUCUUGGUUUCAUUUUGGACUUUAUCUCGUAUCCUGUCAUUAAAGGAUUUACUUCAGCUGCUGCAGUCAUCAUUGGCUUCAACCAAGUCAAGACACUACUGGGUCUGCAGAACAUUCCAAAGCAGUUUAUCCUACAAGUGUAUUAUACCUUCUGCAGAAUUACUGAGACAAGGGCUGGAGAUGCCAUCCUUGGAGUGUUCUGCGUAAUGGUGCUUUUGGUCCUGCAACAAAUGAAAAAAGGAACCCCCGGGACCCAUCCACUGGAACCCUUGCCUGUCAGAAUCAGUCGAUAUAUAAUUUGGACAACAGCUACCGCCCGUAAUGCUCUUGUGGUUCUCUUUGCUGGCCUUGUGGCUUAUUCUUUCCAAGUGACUGGCUCCCAGCCUUUCAGCCUCACAGGAACGAUUCCCCAGGGACUCCCUCUGUUCCAGUUACCACCGUUCUCCAUCAUCACAUCCAAUCAGACUAUCAGUUUUAAGGAAAUGGUGCAGGCCAUUGGACCUGGCUUGGCGGUGGUGCCCCUCAUGGGACUGCUGGAGACGGUUGCUAUUGCCAAAGCAUUUGCAUCUCAAAAUAAGUACCAGAUUGAUCCCAACCAGGAGCUGCUAGCCAUGGGGUUUACCAACCUGCUGGGAUCCUUUAUCUCAUCCUAUCCAGUCACAGGCAGUUUUGGCCGGACAGCGGUGAAUGCUCAGACUGGUGUAUGUACUCCUGCUGGAGGACUAAUCACAGGGGCCUUAGUACUCUUAUCCCUGGCCUACCUUACGUCCCUCUUCUACUACAUUCCCAAGGCAGCACUGGCAGCGGUCAUCAUCUGUGCUGUGGCUCCAAUGUUUGAUGCCAGGAUCUUCCGCACAUUAUGGCAGGUUAAAAGGCUAGACCUGGUGCCUCUAUGUGUUACGUUCUUUGUUUGUUUCUGGGAAGUGCAAUAUGGCAUCAUAGCAGGGGUGAUAGUUUCUGGAAUUCUUCUGCUCUACCCCCUUGCCAGACCUCGAAUAGAGGUUGUAAGGGACAAUGCAAUAAUCAUAAAGCCUGAGAAUGGCCUUCAAUUCCCUGCAAUUGACUUCUUCCGGGAUAUCGUACACAAGCAAGCUCUAUCAGAACCUCAGCAACGCAAAGUCAUCCUGGACUGUAGCCACAUCAGCAGGAUUGACUAUACUGUGGUACUGGGUCUGUCUGAACUUCUGCAGGAAUUCCAGCACCGGGAACUUCAUUUGAUCUUCAUUGGCUUGCAGGCUCACGUGCUUGAAGUCUUGCUGGCUGCUGACUUGAAUGGCUUUUGUAAUUUUUCCACCCUAAAGGAUGCAAAAAGAAGUCUUGGAGACUUGCACGUUGCCUUUGAAGACAUGAUGGAUGACAUACAUACUACAGCUGGGAUGAUCCAGUGAAGGAAUUGAGCUCAUUAAUCACUAUGUCAGUCCAGUAGGAGAACCUCAAACUGGAGGAUGAAGUUUUGGGUCCAUAGAAUGGCAUAGUAGAGUCUUAGCAGAGUCUGCACUCUAUGAUUGACGGGCAUUAAUACAUAUCUCAGUCAGGAUUCAGAAAUCAUGGGCAUUUUGGAAUUUUUUAAAUAGAAAAAAUGAAGAACUUCAGCUCAACAAAUAAAGAUAAAAACAAAUAAUUGAAAAUAAUUUCAGGAAUCUAGGAAAAACUUGUGAAAUCAGUGUGGGUUAAAUACUUCUAUGACUGUAGCUUAUCACAUUGGUGCCUCUAAUAUAUUUCUGAAAUUAAUGGUAUUAUUAAUGGAACACUAUUUUUCAGAACUGCACUCUGUAUGGCAAAUUGUUUCCAGCUAUAUACUGUAAUCUCUAAUAUUCAUUUCAGUAAAAAUUGAAAUGUUA